UCCGCUGGGCGGCUGGGGCCGGGGCUGGAGGGGCACGCGCGGCGGCGGCGGCGGCGGCCCAGCGUGUAGGCGCGGAGGCGGCCAUGGCGGGCAACUUCGACUCGGAGGAGCGGAGUAGCUGGUACUGGGGGCGGCUGAGUCGGCAGGAGGCGGUGGCGCUGUUGCAGGGCCAGCGGCACGGGGUGUUCCUGGUGCGGGACUCGAGCACUAGCCCCGGGGACUAUGUGCUCAGCGUCUCCGAGAACUCGCGCGUCUCCCACUACAUCAUCAACAGCAGCGGCCCGCGCCCGCCGGUGCCACCGUCGCCCGCCCAGCCUCCGCCCGGGGUGAGUCCCUCCAGACUCCGAAUAGGAGAUCAAGAAUUUGAUUCAUUGCCUGCUUUACUGGAAUUCUACAAAAUACACUAUUUGGACACUACAACGUUGAUAGAACCAGUUUCCAGAUCCAGGCAGGGUAGUGGAGUGAUUCUCAGGCAGGAAGAGGCAGAGUAUGUACGAGCCCUCUUUGACUUUAAUGGGAAUGAUGAAGAAGAUCUUCCCUUUAAGAAAGGAGACAUCCUGAGAAUCCGGGAUAAGCCUGAAGAGCAGUGGUGGAAUGCGGAGGACAGCGAAGGCAAGAGAGGGAUGAUUCCAGUCCCUUACGUGGAGAAGUAUAGACCUGCCUCCGCCUCAGUAUCGGCUCUGAUUGGAGGUAACCAGGAGGGUUCCCACCCACAGCCACUGGGUGGGCCGGAGCCUGGGCCCUAUGCCCAACCCAGCGUCAACACUCCGCUCCCUAACCUCCAGAAUGGGCCCAUUUAUGCCAGGGUAAUCCAGAAGCGAGUCCCUAAUGCCUACGACAAGACAGCCUUGGCUUUGGAGGUCGGUGAGCUGGUAAAGGUUACGAAGAUUAAUGUGAGUGGUCAGUGGGAAGGGGAGUGUAAUGGCAAACGAGGUCACUUCCCAUUCACACAUGUCCGUCUGCUGGAUCAACAGAAUCCCGAUGAGGACUUCAGCUGAGUAUAGCUCAACAAACAGUUUUGCUGACAGAUGGGAACAAUCCUUUUUUUUUUUCCAAUUGCCAUCUAUACAGUUUUCUUACAGAUGUCAAAGCAGUCUGGUUUAUAUAAGCAUUCUGUUGCCUGUGAUCUUUCUUAGACUGAACUACUCCAUCCCUGAUCUUAUUUACCAUAUUCAGGGUACGAAACUGGAGGGCUUGUGUGUUAACUUUUGAAUUGAUGAUUUUAGGUGGUAGCACCAUUGCCUGAGUGUAUCUGAAAGGAUUGGCAUCUUGCCUCCCUUUUCUCAGGCAACACAAAUCAACCUGUGGAAAACUGAUGGACGGGAGAGAAGUGUUGCACACCACUUACCCUGAUUUAUUCAAUGGUUUGAUUUUCAUUCUGAAACCAUGCUGUCAAAUGGCAAUAGACUGUUCCCUUCCACCCCAUGAAGUAAUCAUGCACGUGUGAAUAGUACCCAGUGGGAUUGCUUUUUCAUUUAUGGAACAUGACCAUUGUAUGACUCAUUCUGACAGUUCAAAUCCUGAGAAUUCUGAGAACACUACUAGAGGCAUUUGUCUUCCUUCCCAGUCAAUGCUUCAUACUUUUUCUUGGGAUUCUUUCAAGCCUUGUAAUUCCUUUUCCCCAAACCUGCAGAUAGGUUAAUUCUCAAGUUAAGUGUUUAUUUUCAUUCCAGAUGAUAAGCAGGAUGUGCAGAGCACUUUAUUCAGUGCAUAGCUUUAAGCCAGUAUUGGAUUCACUGCGUGGACAGCCAAACUCCCAGCUCUCUGCCAUCCCUCAAGGGGUCAUAGUAGGUUCACUCUGCUACCACAGUUCAGUGGACUCCUGGCCAAUGGGAUCCAGCAGGGCCAUUCUCCUGAGUGCUGUUGUUCUAUCAGGGGACAUUUUGGAAUUCUUAGCUUCUACUUGGAGUGGAAGGACCAAUCACUUAGAAUAUUCCACAGACGGUUGGGGGGGCCAAAUUCUGCCCUUUGCUUUAUGUACAACUUGUAUAAAAUCAAGUUAAAAUUACAUGAGUUUGGGGAUAGGGUUUUAGUGCUUUGAAAAAUGUUUGAACCAAUCAUGAAUUACUUAUGUAUUAUUUGUUUCAUAUGGCCAGAAUAGUGCUUGAAAUAUACUAUGUUAUAAACUGCCUUCACUUGGGGCUCUUUUUCUUUGUGUUCAAGUUUAGUUUACAAACCCUUUUAAGUGUGGAAUGGUUUAUAUAGGGUCAGGUGCUCCAAAGAAUUGACUUCUGAGACCAAAAAUGAUAGAGGCUAUUUAGACUACCAUAUGAAACUUCUUCAAAUUUAGUUCCCAGCCUAGAGGCACUUACUGGUCUGUGGUGUGAUAUGACCAAUAGAAACACCGUGUUCUUUGCUUUGGGCCUCAUUUUAGAAAAGUAAUGUAUUUUUUCAGUUGUUUUGCCUAGGUUAAGAUUAAUUUGCAUUCAUUGAACGUAUGCCAAAUCAUGAUAUCCCAGUGACUAGCACCAUGCCUGGCACAGCCAGCAUACAGAUUUGUGAGAGUGAAUGCGAGGUGUGCAGAAGCUCAUUAUAUGGCACAGGGAAGCCAGCUGGCACAGGAUUACAUACAUUACCACAAGCAAACUAAUGAGUUGACGCUAAUUUAAUAUAUUUUUACCUCACACUAAGAUAGUGCUUGAUAAAGACAUUAAUACUCAACUUUUAAAAUGUUAGCACAGUGCUAUGCACAUAGUGGGUGCUCAGUAAUGUUGAAUGGACAGGUUUGCAAUACUAGACUUAAUUCCAUCUGAUGACUCUUAAAUUUUCAGUUAGAGCAUAGAUACUGUAAAGCCCAAUACAUGUUAAAUCUUGUUUUCCUGAAAGUAUGACAUCUAAAAUAUUUGUAGAAAAGCUUUGUCACAAUUGAUUUGAAUGUUUUUUUUUUUUUUUUUUGCCUCUGACCUUGAUAUUGGCUUGUAAUGUCUCUUCAUCAUAUGUAAUUUUGGUGGAACAUGCAGCUCUACCCAAAUCAUAAGACUUUCUCAGUGAUCGGUUGUCCAAAGCCAUUACAUGAGUUGUUGGGUUGGAUUUGGCUGGGUUUGGCAGUUGUUGGACCUUAAGAACUCAAGGGACUUCUUAUAAGUAUCUUCCAAAAGCAAAUGCAAGAAUCCUAUUCAAGUGCAAAUGUACAUUGUCACUGAGCAAAAUAAACCGAAAUUGGCUGCUAUAUUUUAUAUAAUAAUUUCUGCAAAAACCCAUUUUUUUGGAUACUAAUAUUUGACAUGGUUAAUUCUUAUUAAUUGUUGGAAUUGUUUAUUGUUAAUAAUGCAAAUAGGUAAUUUUAAUUAUCCAUAAGUAACAUUUCACUAUUAAAGGUUUGAAAUGGAUGAUAAGCAAACCAAUUUGAAAUAAAAUAUGAAACAUGUGCCAUUGUAUUAUAACACUAUACACUUUCUUGACAGUUAAAUUUUAAAAAAUGUUUUUUUUGUAGCAUGUAUUGUAUAUGUUUAUAGUAUAUGUAGUAAAUAAAAAUAUGGCCAAAUGUUUGGCUUGGUGAUCUUUUGAAGAAAGUAAUCUUUGAAUAUUUUUCACAAAAGAGCUAAAUCUUUUAUGCUUAGGGAGUCAGAAUUGUGUGUAGUAUUCAACAGCCUACGAACAGUCAGAUAAAUAAUUAUACACACUGUGGGUACUCAUAAAAAUGGGAUCAAUCAUUGUUGUUACUUCGAAGGGUCUCCAGAAGUCCAGAAAUAAUGAUUUGAGGGGGCUAUAAGAAGAAUGAUUAUAUAAUGAUUGGAAAGCUGGAAUGAUGUGAGCAGAUAAUACCAAAUCACACGUGGGUUUAAAGAAAAUAUGAUUGUGGUAGGGGUUUUCAUAAAGCAAGUGAGAAAUGUGGCUGUUAGACAAUAGGUUUUUAGAUUGUUAGGGGAGAUAUUCAGUAUAAUUUCUCCUUUUUUCUGUAAGUGACACUGCUUCAGUGUAGAUAAUUUAGGAAAUUUUAGAAGUUAAACAUUUUGUUCUUCCCAUCCUUUCUCGAAGCACAUGUAUAUUUAGAUGCAUAUGCACAAUAUGUGGGUAUAUAUAUACCUAAAAAGUUGACUUUAUAUGCCAUAGUCUUAGGUUUCUGUGGAUAGUGAAGUUUUAAGAUGAUAAGGACAGGCGUAGCCAGUCAUUCAUAGAGUUUCCUGCCUUGGGCCCAAAUGAACAAUCUUAACUACUGCUAUAUACAUGGCAGAGUAUCAACCCAGAGGUAAAUAAAGGCAGCCACUGCAAGGGAGCCAUGUUUGCUGUACACACACUUAACAGCAAGCUGAUUUAAAUAUGUUUCCACUUUUUUAUCAAUUAGAAAUAAAAUCUUGUCAUAGGUGGAGUUGAAUUUCUUUACAUAGCCUGGAGUGCUCAUAACAGUCUUGUAUUUUGUGACCCUGAUCUUCAGAUUAAAGUCUAUUCCUCUUACAGAUGUGAAGAGAGAAGUGGCCCUGUCCACAGAUGAAAAUAUGAAAAUAGUCUUCCAAAGUUUUGCAGGAGGAAGCUAAGAAUUUGGAACUCGGCUGCUACAUAUGUGAAGAAAAAGAAAUGGGGAGAUAAGGUAGGGGGGCCAAGAAGAGCUACUGUUAAGAAUCGAGGUUCAAAAAGAGCAAGACUUAAGGAUUCUUUUGGGAUACAGGUUGAAAACGAGCUUAACUUGCCUCCACUCAAUUCUGGCUCAAAUGCUGCUUUGUCAAGAGAUGUCUUCCAUGAUCUCUUUAAGUCCCUUCUCAGCACUCCUCUCAGAUUGUUACUCUUUCUCUGAUUUUAUUCCACCUCCUCCCUUAGACUAUAAAUCAGUUCCAUCAGGACAGGAGCCAUGUCUAAUUUGUUCACCUCCAGAGCCCAGCACAGAGCCUGACUCACAGCAGAAAAUAUAUAUUUGUUGAUCGAACAAUCGUUUCCCUGGCAGUAUUUGAGUCUGGGGAGUAGGGACCCGACUGGUUACCUCUCAGCUGCUCUCUCCAGCACCCCUGGUCUUGGGUAUGGUCCAAGGCUGUAGGUUCAUUUUUAAUUUUGGUUAAAGUAAAACCCGAUUCUAUAGGUCAUUCUGUUUCUGAAAUGUGAAAUGCUUGACAAAGCCCAGUCUUGAGAGCUCUGGUGCUUUCAUGUUUUGUUUUGUUUUUUCCCCCCCAUAGAAGGAGAGGCGAAUGGAUCACUUAGAGGGAAGCUAUAUUCAUAUAAUGAAGAUCAUUCACUGGUUGUAUUGUAAUUUCUAGUUUUGGUGAUAUUUUAAAAAAGAAUGAAUUAACAAAAAUGUCAGAAUUAUCUUGUUCUAAAAUACCAGUAAUAGAAGUAGCUUAAUAGCCUAAACAACAUUCAGAGUAGUUAUACCUUAUCCUGUUGUCAUUUAGGUCUUUGAAUAACAGACCUCAGAGGUGGCAACUCAAGAAAGUGCCUAAGGGAGGCAGGGCCCUCUUGAAUUCUCUCUGUGCAUUGUGGUAAACGGCAUUGGGCCCCUCUCUAAUGUCAGAGUAGGUAGAAAGACAAAAGUGUCCCAAGUCUGAGGCCCAAAUCCAUUUGUGAGCCUUGUGAUACAACAAGAAAAAUGGAGAAAGCCAGGUACCAUCCCCCAAAAAGAAUGCAAGCAGAGGAAACAGUUAUGUAAAUUCUUUGGCCACAUCUUUUCUCUUACUAGAAUCAAGUUCUUCUACUUUCACGUUUUCUUUUCAAUAAGAAGUUGCCCCAAUUUCUUAUUUCCCUUGUUAAAUAAACAUGCGUGCAGGGUUAGGUUUAUGCCUGAACCAUCUAAUUGUUUCUUGUUCCUUAGCAAGCUCUGCCCUUUGAUCAGUGGCAGACCUUUUUGUUUUCACAGCAACCAACAUUUACAUAAGGAAGAACCAGGGGAUAACGUGAGUUGUUUUGGAUGGUUUGUGGUAAAUUUCAUCGAAAUGCAAAGAUAAAACACACAACUUGGUGGGCUAGCAGUGAGAAUUUGGACCAACUGGGUUGACUUUCUUCUUUCUAGUGAGAUCUGUUUGAUAGGUACCACUUUUAGCUAUCAAAAUACCUGAUGUCUAGGGAAAAAGAAAUGCAUGUAAUGAUCUUUAACUGUCCCUGAUCAGCAUUUUCAGUAGCAGUUAGGAUAUGGUUUAUGUGUGGGUACCUGUUCUUCUCAAGCAGAGAUUAUUGAUCCAGAAUCCUGAUCACUAGGGAGUCCAAAGAUAGACUGAUACAAGGGGUGUGGCAGAUUGCUCACUCAAAGCCAUAGUCUUUUCUUCCUGUGCACACUGUUUCCCAGGCUCCCUUGCAUUACACAUGACCAUGUGAUUGAGUCCAGCCAAUGACUAUGCACAGAAGCGCCUGCACCACUUUGAGGCCUGGCCUCUAGGUUCCUCCUCUAGGAGCUGCUCCAUGCUCUUCCUUUCUAUCAGGCAGGAAGGGAGAUGACACCCAGGGUAGAGCCUUCAUCCACAUGAGCUCAAAGUGACUACGCUGAGAGGGGCACCUUGGCUUGAUGACCAGCUUGAAAAAGUGAAAGUGUUAGUCACUUACUUGUGUCCGACUCUUUGUGACCCCAUGAACUGCAACCUGUCAGGCUCCGUGAAAUUCUCCAGGCAAGAAUACUGGAGUGGGUUGCUCUUUCCUUCUCCAGGGGACCUUCCCGACCCAGGAAUUGGACCUGGGUCUCCCAUGUUGCAGGUGGGUUUUUUAUCAUCUGAGUCACCUGGGGAGCCUGGUGACAACGCUUAGCUAGCAGAAAAUAAACUUUUGUUCAACCAUAUGUUUUAAGGUUAAAUUAGUUAGCCUACUCCAACUAAUACAAGGGAGGUGAAUUGAAUAGGUGAGAUGUUGACCAUCUGGCAGAGUAUUAGGGCCACGUGAUGCCAAAGCUUUGUAGAAAUAAGAAGAUGCUUCAGAUAGCCGACUAGAAAUUUUUUAGUAGAAGUAUGACCUAUGUAAUACCUGAAAUUGAAAUUUAACUGGGCAUCCUGUGUUUUUAUUUGCUAAACCUGGCAACUCUACCCCUGAUCUCCCCUUUAGAGAAACAUUACUGCAGGGCUACUGCUCUUUCUUCCAGGGAAAUUGAAUUCUGAAGCAAAAACAAUUCAUACCAGGACAGCUGGAGCCAACCAACUCCUUCCAGAGCUCCCCUUCUUGUCAUCUUUCUGUCCCAAGUGUAAGGCUUCUUGGUGACCUCUCAUUUUAUUACUAUAAUCCUCAAGCUGUACUGAGUCUUCUCUGACCACGCAUCCCCCAUUUUUGGACUCUCAUCUUUGAAGAUCUACCAACGUUUUAGGCUCCCUACUGCCUUUACUGUCCCAAUCAAAUUUCUUCUCGUUUAUUUUUGGUUAUCUGGUUUUCGGUGUUUCAUUUUGCCAAGAUCUGCUGUCAUCUGGGAUUACCAUUUUCAUCACUUCGGCUUCUCACUUUUUUGACGACCUCAAAUCCGUUAUCUUGCACUGUGACAUCCCUGGAAUCUUAAAACAUCUUACUCUCUGAUCACUGCCUUCUAGCCUUUCUGUUCUCUCACUGUCUUCCCAAAGCCCUGGUUCUUCCAUUUCAAGGCACUUUCUAGUCCCUAAACUCUUCAACUAUUAGCCACCUGCUUUUAUUUUUCAAUGGUGAACAAAUAGAAUGUUGUCAGGUCUUAGAUAUAUCCAACUGCCUAGUGGACACCUUUUGGAUAUCUUGAAGGAACCUCAAACUCUUCAAUAUAUUCCAAACUGAAUUCAUUGUCCCUUCCCCCAUCAGCCACUCAUCCAUAUCCCCUGUCUCAAUGGCACCAUUUGGCUAAGCCAAAAACCCAGAGACCAUCUUUUAUUCUUCCUCUGGAGAGUUCAUCCCAUCUGUAGUCAUUUACUAAGUCCUAACUCCCGAGCAUCUAAAAUCAGUCCGCUUACCUCCUUCCCCACUGCUGCUGCCUUAGUUCAGACUGCCAAUGUUUCUCAUCUGGAUGACCUUGGAAGUCGCCAGAAUGCCUUUAAUUUUGGCCCCUCCAAGCCCUUUGUUAUGUUUGUUGCAGCCUUAGUGCGCUUUCUGUAAUUUAUCCUAGAUUAUAUUCUCCCUCAGCAGAUAUCUCAGUUCCCUCUGCAGAGGACACAGAGCUCUGUAUGCUCUAGUCCCUGCUCUUGUCUCCAGCCUCCCCCCCCUCACUUUCCCGUCUCUACUCUGGGCUCUAGCCGUGCUGCGUUUGUGUCCUUUAUUUACCUGACCAAUCCACUUGCUCAGCCCUCCAGGCUUUUGUACAGUCUUUAUCUGUCUCACCUUCAGUUACACUAAUUACACUCUAAUUUGGCUUAUCUGUUCCAUGUCUUGGCAGUAUACGCCUACAGUUGUCACACUGAACUGAAAUUGUCUGUGCAUGUAUUUGUCACAAGACCAAGAUAUCUCAUUGUAUUUCCAACACCCAGCCUUGCUUGACACACAGCAAGAUAUCCAGAGUGUGUAUUUUGAACAAAAGAAUGAGCCACAGGAUGGGUGGGCUAGAUAUCAUUAAAAGUCAAGUGGGAGCGGCAGGUAGUAAUAAUCCUAGGGAUUUAAGGUCACAGUGUCAGCUUUUACUGCACGAUAAACCACAUCGGUAGGUAGUGACUUAAAACAAUCAUUUAUCUUACAAUUCUGCAGCUUAGCAGUUUGCGUUUGGUUCUGCUGGACAGUUCUGGUCUGGGCUAAUCUCACUGACAUAUCUGAGGUCAGCUUCUAAUUGGCUGGGGGCUGGCUGGUCUUGAAUGGCCCUCAGCCAGCAGAGUUUAAUCUCUGCUUCCUGUGAUCUUGUAUCCUCCAGCAGGGUAGCCUGGACUGGUUCUCAUGGCUAUUGACAGGGUUCCAAGAGAACAGAUGGAAUCACACAAGGCCUCUUAAGGCUUACCCUUAGAACCGACACAAUGUCUAUAGCACUGUCUUCUCUUGAUCAGAGCAAGUCCCAAGGCUAGCUCAGAUUCAAGGAGUGAAAAAAUAGACUCUUCCUCUUGAUGGGAGAAACUAAAGUUCAUACUGCAAAGGGGCGUGGAUAUAGGAAAAGUGACCAAAUCCGGCCAUUUUUGGAAUAUGCACAGCUACCCCAAAGAAGCUAUUUGACUAAAAUAUGUGAAGAAGCACACAUUACUAGGAAGCGUCAUCACCGGGUGAGUCAAUACCCAAAUGUCCAUAGUUUUUCUUCAUUUUAUUUCGUAAUUUGAGCACUGCAUGUGUAAUGAUCAUUUUUAGUACUGCUAAAGUAGGUGUUUGGAACUGGGCCAUGGGGACUAUUUGGGAAGAAAGACACUUGGAAAAAUGUCACUGAGAAUGAAGAGUGACAGGAAGCUUCAUAUGGAAAGGGACUGUGUCCACUUUAUUAACUUUUAUCUGUAGCACCUCACCUGAUUAGGACAUGGAAGGCACUCAGCAGAUAUAUGUUGAAUGAAUAAGAGUAAACCUCUGUUUACUGUUGUAAAGGAGAGCUGAAUGUCUUAUCUUAACCAGCAGUGCUGCUGCGUGUAGAUGUGCAGGUGAUUCCCUUCCCAAGGUCAUGCCAGGCAAGGAGUGAAGUUGAAAUCCAACCUGUACUGUGGUAGCUAAGAAACAGUCCCAGUCCCUGACUUGGUUUUGUCUGCCUGCCGGGGGCACCAUUUUAAAUUCAAAGGCACAUUUUGCUUGCUAAGCAGUGAGCCCCUAGGGCUGCAUCUAUGUGGAAAGGGCACUUAUUUUAUGUCUCGCAAAAGUUCCCUCUGGGCUAACAGGGCCCUGGAUACUCAACCUAAGGUAGCAGAGAAAUGGUUACUGGGGAACGUGAGAUGGCAUAAAAUGCACAAAGCAAGAAAAUGAAGAAAGCACAGACAUUGUUAAAACUGUUCUUACAAGUGGAUCAAAAUGAAUGAGGGAUUGAGAGAACCAGGAGCAAGGAAAAAACAAAGACUUAGGUUCACAUGCCUGAAUUGAGUUCAGAAACCAACAGAGUUAACAGACCAGAACACUGAAGCACACAAAAUAUGAUUUGUUUCUAUAAAAGGCAAAUCUAUAGAGACAGAAAAUAGAUUAAUGAUUGCCUGGGGCUGAGAGUAGAAAUGGAGACAGACUCAAAAUGGGUUCAAAGUUUCAUUUUAAUGUGAUGGAAAUAUUCUAAAAUUAGAUUGUGGCAGUGGUUGUACAACUGUAAAUAGAUAAAAGUUUUUGAAUAGUAUCCUUGAAGUGGGUGGAUUCUAUGGUAUGUAAAUUAUAUCUCAGUAAAGUCAUUUUAAAAACAUUGUCUCUUCAGUGUGAGCAUCACUAAAAGCAAACAGGACAUUGUCUCUGAUGUGAUACAACAGGAAGCUCACAACAAGCACCACCACUGAGGUAUUCAAACCCCCCAAAAUUGAACCUGACUCUCAUCCAGCUAUUAGUUUACAGGAAAUAGGAAGAAUAGAGGAACAAGUUAAACACCACCACAAAGAGCUGAAGAAACAAAUCCAGCAUGUGGGACACUCUAUAAAACAAAUGGUCCAGGGACUUCCCUGGUGGUCAAGUGGAUACAGAGUCAGCUCCCGGUCUUGUUUUUGCUGACUGUACAGAGCUGUUCCAUCUUCAGCUGCAAAGAUUAUAAUCAAUCUGAUUUCAGUAUUGACCAUCUGGUGAUGUCCAUGUGUAGAGUCUUCUCUUGUAUUGUUGGAAGAGGGUGCUUGCUAUGAUGAGUGUGUUCUCUUCGCAAAACUCCGUUAGCCUUUGCCCUCCUUCAUUCUGUACUCCCAAGGCCAAAUUUGCCUGUUACUCCACGUCAAGUCAAGUCAAGUAAGUCCACUUGACUUCCUACUUUUGUAUUCCAGUCCCCUAUAAUGAAAAGGACAUCGUUCUUUGGUGUUAUUUCUAGAAGGUCUCGUAGAUUUUCAUAGAACCAUUCAACUUCAGCUUCUUCAGCGUUACUGGUCAGGGCAUAGACUUGGAUUACUCUGAUAAUGAAUGGUUUGCUUGGAAACGAACAGGGAUCAUUCUGUCAUUUUUGAGACUGCACCCAAGUAUUGCAUUUUGGACUCUCUUGUUGACUAUUACGGCUACUCCAUUUCUUCUAAGGGAUUCUUGCCCACGGUAGUAGAUAUAAUGGUCAUCUGAGCUAAAUUCACCCAUUCCAGUUCAUUUUAGUUCACUGAUUCCUAAAAUGUCAAUGUUCACUUUUUUUUUUUUCUUCAAUGUUCACUUUUGCCAUCUCCUGUUUGUCCAAUUCUAAUUUUUUUUUCCAUUUAUUUUUAUUGGUUGGAGGCUAAUUACUUUACAAUAUUGUAGUGGUUUUUGCCAUACAUUGACAUGAAUCAGCCAUGGAUUUACAUGAAUCAGUGUCCACUUCUAAUUUACCUUGAUUCAUGUACCUAACAUUCCAGGUUCCUAUGCAAUAUUGCUCUUUAUAGCAUCGAACUUUACUUCCAUUACCCGUCACAUCCACACCUGGGUAUUGUUUUUGCUUUUGCUCUGUCUCUUCAUUUUUUCUGGAGUUAUUUCUCCACUGAUCUUCAGUAGCAUAUUGGGCACCUACCGACCAGGGGAGGUCAUCUUUCAGUGUCCUAUCUUUUUACCUUUUCAUACUGUUCAUGGGGUUCUCAAGGCAAGAAUACUGAAGUGGUUUGCCAUUCCCUUCUCUAGCAGACCAUGUUUUGUCAUGUUUACAUCCUAAUCCCUGGAACUUGUUACCCUGUAUGACAAAAGGGAUUCUGCAGUUGUGAUUAAAUUAAAGUCCUUGACCUGGGAAAUUACCCUGGAUUAUCUUGGUGGGCCCAGUGGAAUCAUAAGAGGGACUCGAGAGGAAUCAGAAAAAGGAGAUUUAACAAUGGAAUCAGAGGUUGCAAUGAAGCACUCCAAAGAUGAAGGAAGCGGCAGUCAGUCAAGGAAUGCAGGUUAACUAUAGAAGUUGGAAAUGGCAAAAGCCAUUUUUGAGCCUCUAAAAGGAACACAGUCCUGCUGUUGAUUUUAGGACUUCUUAUCCAUCAGAACCAUAAAAGAGUAAAUCUGUGUUGUAAACGACAAAGCUUGUGAUAAUUUGCCAUAGUCACAGAUAUAUUUGUGAAUAUAGCCUUUUGGUUCAAUUGAAUUAUUUUUAGCACAAAUUCCCAGGAGUAGGACUACUGGAUGAUGGCUGUUAUCACCAUAAUUAUAUUGCUUUCUAAAAGACAUUUACCAACUGUCAACACUGCUAACAGAAUAACCUAGAAAGUGUGGCUCACCAUUGAAUUUUAAAGAUAAUUUAGUAUGCUGCUAAGUAUAUCUCCAAUAGCAUUGUGAAUGUACUGAAUACUACUGAACUGUAUACUUAAAAAUGGUUAAGAUGUUAACUUUGUUACCUGUAUUUUACCACAAUUGAAUUUUUCACUUAAAAUAAUUUAAAAAUGUUAAAAAGUAUAUCUCAAUCACUUUCUUUAUUACUAGUAAAAAUGAAUCUUUCCAUUUUAUUUUUACCCCUUGAAUUUUCUCGUAUAUGAAUUAUCAGGUUAUAUCCUGUGCAUAUUUUAUUUAUUGGAUUUACUCUUUAUUCGAAUAGUCAAUUUUUACUUUCAGUGCUGAAAAAGCAUUCUUCCUCAGAUCUGACAGACAUUUGACUGUGUUUUAUACUAGCAUUUUGAUAAGCUGGUCUUUAAACUUACUUUAUUAAAUUAAAAAAAUAAUGGCAUAAAGUGUAGACCUAACUUCUAACAUACACUUAACCUCAAGCCACUUUUACAAUAAUCCUUUCUUAUUCCUGUGUUAUGGAUUCUUGAGAGGUUUGGAAGUGAUGGGUUUUACAAGUGAUCAGGAGAACAGCAGGACCUUGAUCUGAAUCAGCCACAGAAGUAGAAGGAUGCAGAUGCAAUGGAUGGCUCAUGUUCCCACGCCUCUCUGGGCCCUGGACUGGAGGACUGAGGAGAGACGGCAGUAGUGAGGGAAGAUGCCAGGGGCACCACGAUACUUUCCUAUUUUGGCAUGUGCUCCUAUUCAAUAAGAUCAUGGGUAUUUUCCUGAGGACCAAAUGGACAAAGCAGUAAGUUGCUGGGCUGAAGAAACUUGCUUGUAACCCCUGGAGAACCUGCCAAAGAACUCUUGCAGGUGUCCCCAUGAAAUCCAGGCACUGGCUGCCUAUCAUAUAUAUAACCAAGGAGAAGUUAUUCCAGCAUUGCAACCAAGGUUCCAUGUUAGGAAAUCUAUUAAAACAAUUAGCUAUAUGUACUAAUUAAUGAAGAAACCAUAGUCCAUGAAAAUGGAGCCUGAUGGGACUUGCCUGGCAGUCUUGUGGUUAAGAGUGUGCUUCCAUUGGAGGGGGUAUGGGUUCAAUAUAUACGUAUAUAAAUGGAGCCUGAAAAAGCAUCCAGGGAAAAUCAACCCUGAUUUUAAGUAAACUCUUGCCAGAUUAGAAGUAGAAGGAUCUGGACUUCCCUCGUGGUCCAGUGGUUAAAAAUCUGCCUGCCAAAGGAAAAAGAAUCCACCUGCAAAUACAGGGGACACGGGUUCAGCCCCCGGUUCGAGAAGAUUCCAUAUGCUGUAAGCCAACUAAGCCCAUGCACCACAACUACCAAGCCUGAGGGCCACAGCUUCUGAGGCCCGUGUGCCCUGGAGCCUGUCCUCUGCAGCAAGAGAAGCCACUGCAAUGAGGAGCCCAUGCAUUGCAACUAGAGUGUAGUCCUGGCUUACUGCAGAUGUGGAAAGCCUGCAGACAGCAACAAAGACCCAAGGCAGCUACAACAAAUCAAAGAAGUAGAAAGAUCUCUUUAACUUGAUUUUCAAAAACCUAUUUAUCAGAUCACCCUUAAUGGUGAAAUACUAGAGAUAUUCCCAUUAAAAUCAGGAAUUCAACAAUAAUGCCCAUUAAAUGAUGAUAUCAUUUAUGAUA
Molecule: messenger RNA, 13714 nt
Organism: Dama dama (fallow deer)
Lineage: Eukaryota; Metazoa; Chordata; Mammalia; Artiodactyla; Cervidae
Gene: CRK
Product: CRK proto-oncogene, adaptor protein
Exons: 3
Coding region: 84-998 (304 amino acids)
Molecular function (GO): protein binding
Source: RefSeq, a predicted model, not a curated record